Gossypium arboreum is the source of this 2217-nucleotide messenger RNA. RefSeq lists its product as uncharacterized. The record is from RefSeq and is a predicted model, not a curated record. The coding region runs from base 1056 to 1823 and encodes 255 amino acids. NCBI's taxonomy places the organism in Eukaryota, Viridiplantae, Streptophyta, Magnoliopsida, Malvales, Malvaceae. The transcript is spliced from 2 exons.
UAUUAGGACAAAACACCACUAGAAUUAAUGAAACCACCACGACGUUGUUUAAUUUGAAACUGAAAGUGAUACAUCACCUCCAAAAGACCUCAUUGGAUUAAUGACGCAGUAAACAAAGCCAGAACAACAAUAAAAUUGGCAGUAUCAGGAAGGAAAACAUGCAUUGUGAAAAAUCAACUACAGAGAUUAAAUCAAAAUGUCAAGAUAGAAGAACGAAAAUCUUGAAGUACGGUGCAUAUAUACCGAGCAAACCAGUGGGACGACGACGACUGAAGGCUGGAGCAGAGAAGGCCUCGGUAGUGGUGAACGCCGGUAACAGAGGAAGCAACAGGAAGACGGACGAGGCAAUGGUGAUGGGCUGGAGUGGGACGACGCAACGAUGAUAGGCACAAAACUGAGGAAGCGGGAGACGGAGUGGUGAGCGGGAGACAGACGAGCAGCGACGUUGGAGGUCACUGGUGGAGGUCAUGAGUGGCACUAGGUAUUUUGAUUUUAGAAACUGAUAGUGAAUUAAAGAUUGGGAAUAACUGAUAAGGGGAAUGAGGGAGUCACAUUUGACAGCAGUGAGCCAGGCAGUAAACCAAGUGAUGGGAUGGGAGUGUUUGGUGGGUGGUCAAGUGCCAAUUUGCACUCCACGUUAGAGUCCCACUUCAUUACUCAACUCUUAUUUUCCAUUAACCCCAUUGAUUAGUCCACACCACAUCGAAUCUCGCGUUUCAAAAUCUAAUAAAUAAGUAAAUAUUAAUUAAUUAGUGGUCUGUAUUGAUAAAUACAACUUUAGUUAAUUAUGAUAAAAACUUGUAAAACAAGAAUCAUACCACGCUGACAACUCGUUAAAUACGGUUCGUUGCCUUCCAUACAUACAAGCAAACUACAAACAGAGUCCUCAACCAAAAAGCACUCUUUCUUUGUUUUCCCCUCGUCAUUCACACUUCAAACAAAAACAUACUCGUCUUUUAGGCUUUGAAGAACGCUAGAGGCAGUCUGUCACAGCCAAAGGCCUUCUUUGAAACUGUACUCUGUCCAAAGGCCUUUGAAACUGUAUUCCGUCCAAUAUGAGUAUGGAGAAACAAUAUUUGGAUUCCGUACUAGUCCCGAUGGGGAUUCUUUUAAUGGUUGCCUACCAUCUAUGGCUUCUCUAUCGAAUCUUAAAACAUCCCACCAAGACUGUCAUCGGCAUCAAUGCCAUCAACCGUCGUUUUUGGGUUCAAGCUAUGAUGGAGGACGGGUCAAAAGGAGUAUUGGCAGUGCAAUCGCUGCGAAACAAUAUAAUGGCGUCGACCUUAUUAGCAUCCACGGCUAUCAUGCUUAGUUCCCUCAUCGCCAUCCUGAUGACGGGCGGGAGCAGCGCCAGCGAUAGAUCGUUCUGGUUUGUAUUCGGAGAUAAAAGCGACCUCGUUUAUUCAAUAAAGUUUUUCUCGAUAUUGGUUUGCUUCUUGGUGGCCUUUUUGCUCAACUUACAGUCCAUCAGGUAUUACAGCCAUGCAAGCAUCCUCAUCAACGUGCCACUUAAUAAGAUGUCCCACCGACACCAGCAUCUCACACUUGAAUACGUAGCCAACACGGUGAACAGAGGCAGCUAUUUUUGGUCUCUAGGACUGCGUGCCUUCUACUUCUCUUUCCCCCUCUUUUUGUGGAUCUUUGGACCCCUUCCUAUGUUCUUUUCUUGCAUGGCCCUCGUUUUCAUGCUGUACUUCCUCGAUGUUACCUUCCAAUUUGGGUGGGCCAUUGGGGCUGUGGAUGACAAUGGCCACAACGAAGACGAGGAAGUAGGGGUGGUUCAACUCGAUCGUAAUCCCUCAAAUUCCUAUUACCAAAUAUAAGCAAUGGUGGCGGCGUUACUUGGUUCAAUCAAAGUUGAACCGAAUUUGCUUUUUAAGUAAUAUUGGCGUGUAUUUAGGUGGUUUCUACAGGUUUAAGGGCUUUUCACAUCGGAAAAUGGUUGAAGGAGAGGUGUUUCGUAAAGAGGAAACUAAAUUGAAAACCGAAUGCUUGCUUUUCCUUCAAUAAAUAUUCACUUUACCUUACUAAGCAAUGCUUUCUAAUGUUAAGAAACUUACAAAAAAAGGUAUGGCGUGUAAUAAUAUAUAACUCCAAAGUUUCUGUUUAUUUAAAAGGAGGACUAUUAUUUAACUCCAAAGAUGAUAUAAUAGUGCAGGUUUUAGUUAAUACAUUUUUGAGGAAGUCAAUUCAAAGACAAAAGAGUUUUUGGUCUAA